AUGGCAUCGCGUUGGGUCUACAUCGUCGCCUCCGUCGUGGCCGCCGUCGCCCUGGCUUCCGCCUCGCCGCUCGAUGAGGACGACUUCGCGUGGCAGGACGAGGCCGACGAGCGCGUGGCCACCUCCGAAGUCUCGCCCGCCAGGAUCGUCGAUGUCAUGGCCAAUAUCCUCGUCCGGAAGCUCAAAAUCAAGAACGAGGACAGCGUGAAGCAGCUCCGCGCCGUGCCCCUCAGCGGCAACCAGGAGUUCGACACGGACAGCGGCAAGAAGGCCAUCAGGAUCGAGAUCAGCAGCGCCUCCUUCACCAACAUGGGCAGCCUCAGGAGGUCCAGGAUGACCGCUCUGGAUGCUAACAGGCACCUGCUGUCCGGCAGCUUCAGCCUCGACAACGUCAAUGUGAGGGCAAACUACAAACUCUCCAUUGACAAGAUCGGCGAGGCCCCCGCCAACACGGCCACGGGCCAGGCCUCGUUGCUGGCGCAGAAGGUCUUUGCCGAUUUCGUGUUCAUGGUUGACACCGACGGCCUCCCGGUGGCCAUCCAGUCCUGGAGAGCUCGCGUGGGGAGGCGCACGUACCUCGGGACCCCGAACCUCGACGGAAAUCCUUACAAGGAUGUGUUCAACAGCGUCUUGGACAGCACUCUGAGGAGCCUCGUGGAAAGACUUGUCGAGAAGGACUUGUACAACCUCGUCAACAACCAGGUCGUCGGGAAAAUGGAACUGGAGUAGAUGAUCACCCGAGGAAUGGCAAUUAACAGGCGGUGGCGUAUUCACGUCCCCGACAUGUUUUGCGACGAUCAGCUGACGACCUCCGCUACGAACUGAUUUUUUUUUCUUUCUCUUAGCCUGUCUAGUUUGUAUACUUUGGUGAAAGUGUGUCAUCAGCUGCCGUUUCUAACACAAUGAGAUAACUAGUAUGUCCAUCAGUUUCUUGAAUAAAUAUAUGAAUUUA
Messenger RNA from Penaeus chinensis, 952 nucleotides. RefSeq lists its product as uncharacterized. Lineage: Eukaryota; Metazoa; Arthropoda; Malacostraca; Decapoda; Penaeidae. Bases 1 to 729 code for a protein of 242 amino acids. The transcript has 4 exons. The record is from RefSeq and is a predicted model, not a curated record.